This is a messenger RNA of Ziziphus jujuba (common jujube), 647 nucleotides long. Its product is annotated as embryogenic cell protein 40. The coding region runs from base 232 to 591 and encodes 119 amino acids. The record is from RefSeq and is a predicted model, not a curated record. The transcript is spliced from 2 exons. Gene Ontology annotation, biological process: response to water. NCBI's taxonomy places the organism in Eukaryota, Viridiplantae, Streptophyta, Magnoliopsida, Rosales, Rhamnaceae.
AUCCAUUCCCUCAAACUAUUACUUUGUUCAUUGUUUUUUCACCAGAUUAAAGCACAUAUUAUUUUUUUCAUUAAUGGUCGAUCUUAUAGACGAGCGUGGCAACCCAGUUCAACUCACCGAUGAUCCUGGAAACCGGGUUAAACUCACAGACAAGCAUGGCAACCCUGUGCACCAAGCGGGUUUGGCAACCAAGGAAGAUAUACCACCGUCGGAACCUGAGUAUAUACAGGUAUGCCAGGUCUGGGAAAUGAAACAAGAGGUGAGCAUAUAGCUGCUGUUGGUGUUAUAUCAGGUCAAAGUGUGUGUGGGACACUGAACCUCUUGGUCUUUAUGGGACUGGAUAUCGCACAACAACAGCUUCGUCGCUCUGGCAUCUCAAGCUCUAGCUGGUCUGAGGAUGAUGGACAAGGUGGGAAAGUAAGGAAGAAGAAGGGACUGACGAGGGAUAUAAAGGAGAAACUGAGCGGUACUGGGAAGAAUAAGGAGGACCAGCAGCAGAAGCAUCAUCAUCCGCAGACCAACACGAACCCUUACACCGGAACUACGACCACUUUGACUCAUCAUGAGCACGAAAAGAAAAUCAUGAUGUAGAAGAUCAAGGAGAAAUUGCCUGGCAUCAUACCAACCACUGAAACACCAUCUGUAUA